Messenger RNA from Diversispora eburnea, 1206 nucleotides. The record is from the annotation of a GenBank genome assembly. Lineage: Eukaryota; Fungi; Glomeromycota; Glomeromycetes; Diversisporales; Diversisporaceae.
AUGACAAUUCGUUCAUAUACACUUCCCACUAAACCGAUAAUUCGAUUUAUUCAAUCACAUUCAAAAUCUUUGACUGCAUUUGUUUAUACGGAUGGAAUUAUCGAAGUUCAUCCUACUAAGCCUUCAACAGGUCCACCGCUUCGAAUUGAUGAUGAACCAAAUUUUUUAUUACUUCUUGAUAUUCCUUCUUCCCCUUCUCUUCUUCCAAAUAAUAAUUCUAUAGUACCAAUUACAACAUUUGUUAUAACAUUUCAUAUACAACCCAAAGAACGUGUAGUGGGUAGUUUUGAAGUUCGAGCAUAUGAAUUUUUACCAAAUCUAAAUAAUAAUCUAAAUAAUUUUGAUAGUUCAGGAAUAAAAUGUGGAAUUGUUCCUAUAAUGUUACAAAUUGGGGAAGAAAGAUUAAUAAAAGAUUUUAAGAGUUCUUCGAAAAAUAAAUUAAUGGCAUCAGUUAUGUCAUGUCCAAAAUAUGUUACGGGAUAUGGGCAAAGAGUUUUAAUGUUAUAUAAAGAAGAAUGUUUGGGAAUAAUUAUUAUAAAAAAAAUAUUAUCGGGUAAAGUUUGUGGAUGUUUUAAUCGUGAAAAUGAAUUUAUCAAAAAAAAAGAAGAAAAAAAGAAUAUUAUAGAAUCUUCGAUACAAAAUCCGAGACUUGGAUGUUUAGGUGGUUGUGGACAUUUAUCUCUUUUACCAUUAAAUACAAAAUUUGGUGAUAAUUGCGAAUUUGAUGUGAAUGUAAAAAUAUUAGGAAAUGUUGAACGGGGAAAUAUUUUAUCAAAAAGAAAAGGAUUAAAUAUUGUUUUCUUGCAACAACAACGACAAUUAUCAUCAACUCAGAAGAAGAAGAAUAAUAUUUUAAUGGUAAAUUGGAUCAAUACUUCAUUAGAUAAUUUACCAUCAUCAAAUUCAUCAAAUGGAAAGAAUAAUUCUACUUUUUAUAUUGUGACAAUUGAUAAAGAAGGAAUUAAAUUAUUAUCUGAUUUAAAUAAUAUUGCUACAUCACUUUUGUCAAUGGUAAUUCAAAACGACAAUGAAAAGAAUGAAAUUGAAUCUGCUUCUUCAUUACUUUUAUUUUCCGUUCCUUGUUACUUAUUAAGAUCCGUUUUGGUUGCUAACAAUCAUAUAAUAGAUAUGUGUUCUCAGGAUUCUGAUAUUCUUUUGGUUGCUGGAAAUAAGGAAACUUGGUUAUAUCUUGUUGAUCAUGAUUAA